CUAUUUACUUUUCUUUUUUAUAUUCAACAUGAAAAUAUGGCUAAUUCUUCUUCCACUACUUUCUUGUCAUCUACUCAACUCAAUGGUAUCGCUGACAAAUUGUCCUCAGUAGAUGAUCGUCAAAAGUAUCGACAAAUUAUCAAUCUAUCCUCCAAUAUUCAAACCAAACUUAAUCAAUUACGUCUGGAACGUAUGAAUGCCAACACCUUUUCUAAUCAAAUUCAAUCUGCACAAAACGAUUCCUUCAACCUUGCAGAUUCACAAAAACCUUUAUCGAAUUCCACAAGUCUUAUUACUUCUUCACCAAUGGAACCUGACCGUCAACAAAUGAAAGACUUAUCCAGCAUAAAUCAAGAAGAACACUAUGCAACAAUCGCUCUAGAUAACACUUCAUUGAAAGACCGAACAUCCUUGUGUAUCCCACCUGUUACAUCAGAAUCAAUACAACAAGAAUCAAUAAUAGAAGAAAGAAGAGACUCAGCCGUGGAUGUCCUUUUACAACAACCUUCAAUCAAUACAGAUAUCAACUUUCAAGAAAAAGCUCUACCGUCCUUUCCUGAUGCAAAACAUGAUAGUAUCCUUGAUUAUUAUGAUGAACAACCUAUUAACAAUAAUAAUUCAAGCAACAAAAAAUCCAAAGUGACAUUUGCGGAUCAGUUGGUCGCCGUAAAUCUUUAUAAUGAUAAUCUACCACCUUCUCCAUCUAGUUGUGACUUGAGCAAUAAUUAUUACAGUAACAAUGAUGUUGAUGCUUCAUUUUUAUUGAUUACUCCACCUGCAUCACCAAGACAUAUUGAUUACUCCAACUCUUUCACCAAUGAAACAUCUAUUACCACCAUAUACAAAGAACAUCCAUUACCAUUACCUCCUAUUAUUCAUGUUCAAAAGAAAAUCAAUGGAUUACUUGGAUUUCUAACACGAACAUAUCAACUCAACGAAAUCAUCUCAUCCAGAACAUUGAUCUCUACUCUGGGAUUAUUCAAUGCUAUGGAUUCUACAACAGGACAUGCCAAAGCAGUACUCAAGGUCACAAUGACAUCCACACAGAUCAAACCUAUUGAUGAACAAAAUAAUGAUGAUACUUUGGAUAAUGAUAUGCUGUCACUAUUUGGAUUUACCUUUUUUGCUUCAGUAAAACGAUCACCAAAUGUCAAACGUCCAAAUCGUGAAGAUCCUGAUUGCUUGGUUGUAUCGGAUCAUAUUGUGGCUGAUGCUCUCGAUUAUUGGAUUCAACAUCAAACUGAUCAGCUACCUCGAUUGACAAGUGCUAGUCAUAUUUUACGAGAAAGUGUGAAAGUAUAUGUGGUUUAUGACAAGUCUUUGUUCCUCAAGGAUCAAUUAUCAAACUAUUGAUUUCGUUCUAUUUUUCUUGUUGCUUUGAAUUUAUUCUUAACAUCAUUUAUCUAUUCUCCAUUCAUUAUCAUUUCUUUAAUCUUACAUAUCCUUGUCAUUCUUGUUUAUAGUUUAUUGAUCUUUCCUUUUUUUUUUUAUGUAUAUACCCUUACCUAUAAUAGUCUUCAUUUAUCUUCACAAUUGAUUCAUUCCUUUAUUAAUAAAGAUUUACC
Halteromyces radiatus is the source of this 1565-nucleotide messenger RNA. RefSeq lists its product as uncharacterized. The record is from RefSeq and is a predicted model, not a curated record. The transcript has 4 exons. NCBI's taxonomy places the organism in Eukaryota, Fungi, Mucoromycota, Mucoromycetes, Mucorales, Cunninghamellaceae. Bases 37 to 1353 code for a protein of 438 amino acids.